AUGCCGUUCGGGGUGACGAAUGCUCCUGCUAUAUUCAUGGAUUAUAUGAACAAGAUAUUCCGACAAUACCUGGAUCAGUUUGUUGUCGUAUUUAUUGAUGACAUACUGAUAUAUUCUAAGAGUCGGGAGGAGCAUGCAGAGCAUCUGAGAAUGGUGCUAGGAAUUCUCAAAGAGCAUCAGCUAUAUGGGAAGUUAUCAAAAUGCGAGUUUUGGCUGGAGGAGGUGCAAUUCUUGGGGCAUGUGAUAUCAGCCCAAGGAAUAGUUGUAGAUCCGACUAAGAUUGAGACGGUGGUGAAGUGGGAGAGGCCACAAACAGUUACUGAGGUGCAUAUUUUCCUGGGUUUAGCAGGAUACUACAGGCGAUUCGUGGAGGGUUUCUCCAAGAUGGUGAGUCCACUAACACAGCUCAUCAGAAAGGACCAACCUUUCUAUUGGACAGAUGAGUGUGAGACCUGCUUUGAGGAUAUUAAAAGAAGAUUGACUACCGCACUAGUAUUGGCGAUCCCUGACACAACUAAGAUGUUUGAGUAUAUUGUGAUGCCUUAUAUCAAGGGUUGGGCUGUGUGCUGA
Vigna unguiculata (cowpea) is the source of this 570-nucleotide messenger RNA. NCBI's taxonomy places the organism in Eukaryota, Viridiplantae, Streptophyta, Magnoliopsida, Fabales, Fabaceae. The record is from RefSeq and is a predicted model, not a curated record.